This is a messenger RNA of [Torrubiella] hemipterigena, 1911 nucleotides long. NCBI's taxonomy places the organism in Eukaryota, Fungi, Ascomycota, Sordariomycetes, Hypocreales, Clavicipitaceae. The record is from the annotation of a GenBank genome assembly.
AUGCGUCUCCUCCCCACAGCCAUCGCGGCAUCAUCGCUGCUCGCGGGCAUCGUCACCGCCACGCUCCCCAACAAAGGAACCUUCACCUACGACGAGCACAGCUUCCUGCUCAAUGGCAAGCCCUACCAGAUCCUCGGCGGCCAGAUGGACCCCCAGCGCAUCCCGCCCGAGUACUGGCGCCAGCGCCUGCAGAUGGCCAAGGCCAUGGGCCUCAACACCAUCCUCUCCUACAUCUUCUGGGACAGCAUUGAGCCCGUGCGCGGCCAGUUCAACUUUAAAGGGCGCAAUGACCUCGCGCACUUCUUCGACCUCGCCAACAAGGAAGGGCUCAAGGUGGUGAUCCGCCCCGGCCCCUACAUCUGCGGCGAGCACGAAUGGGGCGGUCUUCCCUGGUGGCUGUCGAAUAUUGACAACAUGGCUAUUCGCCAGGACAAUGCGGCCUUUUACAAUGCCUCCAAGGCGUACAUUGACCGUCUGGGCCACGAGCUGCGCCGCUUCCAAAUCUCCCAUGGCGGACCCAUCAUCAUGACACAGCUCGAGAACGAGUAUGGCAGCUUUGGCAGCGACAAGAAGUAUCUCCAGGCCCAGGCAGGCCUGCUGCGCAACAACUUUGACACGCCCAUCUACACUACGGACGGUGGCGGCGUGGACUAUCUCAAGGGCGGCACGCUGAGCGGUGUCCUGGCUGCUGUUGAUGGCUUUGAUCCUAUCCCCGCGUUUGAGGCGCGCCAGGAAUAUCUCAAGACUGAUCCUACCGUUGGCGGCCCGCUGAUGCAUGGCGAGUUCUAUACGAGCUGGCUCGAUCUCUGGGACAGCGACUAUCCUCACAGCACGCCGACGUAUGCGUGGAGCGGUAUCCCCGCCAUGGUCGACUCGCUGGAUAAAGUUGUCAAGGGAAACAACUCGUUUGGCCUCUACAUGUUCCACGGCGGCACCAACUUUGGCUUUGAGGGUGGCUCGACCAACAGCGGCAAGCAGGGCUCCGUGACAUCCAGCUACGACUACGGCGCGCCUCUCGACGAGAGCGGCCGCGUGACAGAACUCUACUCUGCUAUUCGCAAGAUGCUCGUUGCCAACUUGCCUGCUGGAUCUGUGCCCGAGGUUCCCGCUACGCCGCCCAUGCUUGCGGUUCCCAAGUUUGAGCUCAAGCCCGUCUCUAGCCUCUUUGAUGUCCGCGUCGACAAGCCCACGCUUCACGCCGACCAACCCGUCACCAUGGAGGCCCUGGACCAGGCCACAGGCUUCAUCUUGUACCAGCACACCGCUACCGAAGACGCGACGGGAGCCGUUCACGCAGGUGACCAUGCCCGUGACCGCAUUAUUAUUCUGGUCAAUGGCGUCCGCGCGGGUAUCCAGGACACGGCGCAGGUUCCCCUCAAGACUGUCAAUGUCACUCUCAAACAGGGUGACGUGCUGCAGCUGCUCGUCGAGAACAUUGGCCGCGUCGACCACACACACGAGAUGAAGGAGCAGCGCAAGGGUAUUGUUGGUGCUAUCAAGGUGGGCGACAAGGCGCUCACCGGCUGGGACAUGUUCUCGCUGCCCCUCAAGGACAUCUCGGCCGAGAGCAUUGCCGAUGAUAAUGGCCCUCCCAACAUCAAGGAGCAAAAUGGCCCCGUCUUCUACACGGGCAGCUUUGACGUGCCCAAGGGCGUCAAAAUUGGCAUGGCUGCUGACACCUAUCUGUCGUUCCCAGCCGGCGUCAAGGGCCAGCUCUGGGUCAAUGGUAUUAACUUGGGCAAGCUCUGGCACAUUGGUCCCCAACAGAGCCUGUUUGUGCCCGGCGCGUGGCUCAAGACUGGAAAGAAUGAGGUUGUCUUGUUGGAGCUGGAGCCCACAGCUGACACUAAGUUGGUUGGCGAAGGUAUCACGACUCGCCAGUGGUUCAACCAGCCCAGCCAGGAUAAUUAA